AGGGCGGCGCGCGCGGCGCUUUGCGGAAGAAGAUGAUGCAAGAUCUUUGCAGAUAUUAAUAAUCCAGUCUUCAGCCAAAAACGUGUGUUCAGCGUAGAGUACCGAAGAGAAAGGAGAACUCUGCUCUGUGGAAAGUAGUUUGUUUCUCCUACCUGCCUCUCUGGCAUGAGGUGAACCGCAGAUAAGGCCUUUCAGGGUGGAGCUUGGCCACAGCAGCCAGGAAGGCUGAACUGGAACUCCUGUGACGGCACUUGAGUGGUCCACCCUGUCCCUGUGGUCUUGCCUCAUGGCCGACUGCUGAAUUGAUAUGCUUGCAGCAGACUGCUGCGACUAAGGAAAUUCUCCACUCAUCCCAGGAUUGCUGCAUUGGUGGAUUGCUUCCCCCCACCCAGCCUGUAUUUCACAGCUGGAAGGGCUUUUGCGCUUGUUAUGGCUAGCCCUCGGGCACAGCGCAUGCUCACUGCACCGACUUUGUGGUAGGAAUCCACCGCUGGCACACACUGAGGUAGCCUGAUGCUCUUCUGCUAGUCAUCUGGAUCCUCUAAACACUCUGUGGAAUGAGGAUUCGCAUGGCGUGCCAGAGGGACACCACCGUUCUGGGUGUCACUGUGGCCACCGAGGAGGCGGGUGCCUCCAUGGCUGUGGGGACCAGCCAGGACAGAGAGGCACUGCAUGCAUCAACCAUCAGCGAGUGCAUGAGCGACACAGACCUCUCUGAUGUGGCCUGUCUAUGCCAUGAAAUUCCACUCCCUGUUCUUUCUGCCGAAAUAGCCCAGGACUGCAGGGCAGGCAAUGUUCCUGACAGUUUGGGCUCUUGUUGUGGUGCCGUGUGGAGGAUGGAGUCGGGAAAGCUGGAUCCCACCCCACCGUGUGCCACACCAAAUGUGAUGGAAAUACAGCAAGCUGGGCAGAAGGUGGACUUUUCUGCUGGAAGUCACGGCUCCAUGUCACAGCACAGUGAACUGGGGAACUUUCCCCAUGACCUGACUGAUCACACUGGAGGACUACCAGAGGAAAGCAGCUUGGGUCCUGGUUCAGUAAGGAGGGGCAGCUUGCCGGAGUUGUCUCCUGCAACCACAAGGAACGGCUUCACCUGCGGCCUUGUGGGAGACAUGGCAGUGAGCUUGAACACAGAUGUGGCAUACCUCAGUUGUACUAAAGACUGGUACUCAAGUUUGGAAAGGCCUGGCAGGAAGCCAAAAUGCAAGGGUCCCAUGGAGACCUGCAGUCGGGGUGCCUUGCAAACCUCAGUGCCUGUGAAAGUGUCUGCCAGUAUUUCCAACGGCAGCAGUGGCAUUCCAGCUGAGGGUGAGUUUGUCCGCAACAAAAAGGACCGCUCCACGCUGCUGGUGCGGAGGUACUACAAAAACAAUAUGGAAGUGAGGAAACCGGUGUGUGCCGGCACCCGGGCUAUCGUUAGAAGCCUUCCUACAGGACACAUCGGAGAUCAAGCAUGGAAGGCUAUGUGUGAGAGGAUGUUGUGUACCAGUGAGAAGCUGGGUAACACAUGUGGAGGACACAGUGCAGCAGCCCGGUUAAUCAGCCUGCAGGCCUGCAGACUCCUCCUACUCAACCAGAGGGUCAGCCGUCUGGAGGUGUACUUUUCACUGAGGAGUGAAAUCCAUCUACUCCAUCCUUCUAGAAAACUCCUUGUCUCCCGUGGUGGAGGGCCCUGUUGCCAGGAUACAUGGCUGUGCACCGGAUGUGGGCCACCUAGCUACCGUGUCUCCUCACAGAGGACUGCCAUCUCUGCACACGUGUCUGGGGCACUCCUGGAGGCCACUGCCUGCAUUGGGGCCCGUAGCACACCGCUCUGCAUCUCUGCAAACAGUCCAGGGAAGGCCAUGCUGAAAGAGCGCCAACUGUGUGGCACGAUGGCCGGACCAGGCACACUGCCCUCCAGCCCGACAGGCAUCAGUAGGGAGCUGGUGGAUCUGCGUCAUCUGAUCCAGUUUCCUGAGGAGAUUGCCGCCAUCCUGACAGAGCAGGAGCAGCGUCUGUACCGCCAAGUUUUUCCACUGGACUACCUCCGCUUCCUCACCUAUGACAUAGGCAGCCCCGAGUGCCAGCGUCGCCAUCCACACCUGAAGGCCUCGCUGUCAGCACCCGCCAUGUCUGCUGGCACAAACCGAGGGGAUGCUGUGGAGGAGCUGGUCACCCGCUUCAAUGAGGUUAGCUCCUGGGUCACGUGGCUGAUCCUGACUGCUGGCUCCAUGGAAGAAAAGAGGGAGGUCUUCUCCUACUUGGUUCAUGUGGCAAGGUGCUGCUGGAACAUGGGUAACUACAAUGCUGUCAUGGAGUUCCUGGCAGGGCUCAGGUCUCGUAAAGUUCUUAAGAUGUGGCAAUUCAUGGACCAGUCCGACAUUGAGACAAUGCGAAGGCUGAAGGAUGCCAUGGCGCAGCACGAGUCGUCUUCUGAGUACAAGAAGGUGGUGAACCGUGCCCUGAACAUUCCAGGCUGCAAGGUGGUGCCCUUCUGUGGGGUCUUCCUGAAGGAGCUAAAUGAUGCUCUCAAUGGGGUGGCCAGCCUGAUCAGCCUGAGUCCGCGGAUGGACUCCCAAGAUGACUCUAUCGAGUUCAUCACAGACUACAGCGGUCAGGAGCACUUCCUGCAGCGGACAGGGAAGGAUGGUCUGCACAAUUCAGAGAAGGAGGCCACUGUCAACAGCAUCCUGCAGACUAUCCGCAGCUGCAACCGCAGUCUGGAGUCAGAUGAUGGAGAGGAGACCCAGCGUGAGGGCUUCCCUUUCCAGAGGUCCUCUUUAAAAGACAGAAACAGGAACCAGUUCAUAGUGGGAGACUUUUCAGACUCCGAGGGAGACUUAUCAGAGCAGGGAAAAGAGUUAGAGUUCCAGGGCUUUGAGGAGACUCAGAAAGCCUUCAGCCAUGGGACAGAGCUCAUUCCCUGGUACGUCCUCUCCAUCCAGGCUGAUGUCCAUCAGUUCCUGUUGCAGGGGGCCACUGUCAUCCGGUACGACCAGGAGUCCCACCUUACUGCCCGUUGCUUCCUAAGACUGCAGCCUGACAACUGCUCCCUGACCUGGACUAAGAUCCAGAGCAGUUCUUCAUCCGCUGGUAAAAUGAAGAGCAUGAUGCCGGGGGGCACUGUAGAACCCACCCACUGCAAGCCUCAGUACUGUGGCCAGAUAGUGCUGAAUGGACUGACUGAUGGUCUCCUGGACCUCUCUGUAGUGAAGGCUGUCUUCAUGGGCCAUUCGGGAGUGGACAUCCAUGCUGUGUGCUUGCAAAACAAACUGAUCAACAUGAACCAGGCAGAGAACGGGGUCACCCUGCUGUAUGGCCUCAACACUACUGACAACAAGCUCCUGCACUUUGUAGCUCCUAAAUACACAGCCCGCAUGCUGUAUGAAGGACUGGUGGAACUAGUAAGUGCCAUCAGGAAAAUGAAGAAGUUUCCCGAUCAGAGACUGCAGUGGCUAAGAAGGCAGUAUGUCAACCUCUAUCAGGAAGAUAGCAAGUAUGAGGGUCCAACAUUGGCCCAAGCCAUCGAGCUGUUUGGAGGACGGCGCUGGAAUAUGGGGUUAAGCGGCACAGCCACCUCAGGGAAAAGCGUGGAGAAGCCCAGCGUUCAGAAGAACAGCCCUCUCACCAUUGCUGCCACCAGGAAGAAAAAGAAGGUCCUCAUGCGGGGUGACAGUGGGGAUGCCACCGAUGAUGAGAUGGUGUCACGUAAAACAAGGAGCUGUAAAGAAUCCCUGGGCAGGACUGGUUCUGACCCAUCUGAUAGCAUGGAUCAAGACCAGGAGCUAGAAGACAGCUUCCUUCCAGGACCCCUCUCGGCCAGUAAAGCUCCCACCCCUGGUGCCUCCACUGCUGCCUCCUCCUCCUCCUCAGCUUCCUCCAGCACCAGCAUGUGCUCUCCCUCCCUUCCUGUCCGACCCCAGUCCUCUCCCAUCCUCUCCUCUGCAACUAAGGCCCAGCCAGGAACCAGUCGGAGCUGGCAUGGUCGGGGGAAGGGCUGUCUAAAGGGCUUUCAGAGCCUCAUGCUAUCAGACAGCAUCAUGAGCUUCACAGAGUUUGUCGAGCUCUUCAAGUCAUUCAGCAUUCGAAGUCGGAAGGACCUGAAGGACCUGUUUGAUGCCUAUGCUGUGCCCUGCAGUCGCUCUGCCUCUGAAUCGGCCCCUCUCUACACCAGCUUGAAGAUUGAUGACAGAAUCACUGGACUGCAACCUGACCUUGACCUCCUGACACGCAAUGGCUCAGACCUGGGUCUCUUCAUCCGUACUCGGGAGCAGAUAUCAGACAAUCAGAAGCAGAUCUCUGAUGCCAUUGCUGCGGCCAGCAUUGUGACCAAUGGCACGGGCGUAGAGAGUGCCUCACUGGGUGUGCUGGGCCUGACUAUCCCACAACUCAAUGACUUCCUGGUCAACUGCCAACGAGAGCACCUCACAUACGAUGAAAUCCUCAGCAUCAUCCAGAAAUUUGAACCAUCAGUAAGCAUGCGUCAGAUGGGCUGGAUGUCAUUUGAGGGCUUUGCCAGGUUUCUGAUGGACAAGGACAACUUUGCCUCUAGAAUUGAGGAGUCUCAAGUGAGUGAAGAUGACCUCCGGUACCCACUGUCCUACUAUUAUAUUGAAUCAUCACACAACACCUACCUCACUGGCCACCAGCUCAAGGGGGAGUCCUCAGUGGAGCUCUACAGUCAGGUAUUGCUGCAGGGCUGCCGGAGUGUUGAACUUGACUGCUGGGAUGGAGAUGAUGGAAUGCCCAUUAUUUAUCAUGGUCAUACACUCACUACCAAGAUCCCCUUUAAGGAUGUGGUGGAGGCAGUGAACCGCACUGCCUUCACAAACUCAAAGAUGCCGGUCAUCCUGUCCAUUGAGAAUCAUUGCUCCUUGCCUCAACAACGGAAAAUGGCUGAGAUCUUCAAGACAGUGUUUGGGAACAAGUUAGUGACCAAGUUCCUGUUCGAGAGCGAUUUCUCUGAUGACCCUCUACUCCCUUCACCACUGCAAUUGAAAGGAAAGAUCUUGCUGAAGAACAAGAAGCUCAAAGCCCACCAGGCCCCUGUGGACAUUUUGAAGCAGAAGGCCCAUCAGCUGGCCCACAUGCAGGCCCAGGCCAGCAACGGCAUGCUGUCCACCAGUUCCCCCAGCAACAACGAGGAGGAAGAAGAAGAGGAAGACGAGUACGAUUACGACUAUGAAUCUCUGUCUGAUGACAACAUCCUGGACGAUCGACCUGAGAGCAAGUCCCCAGGGGAGAAGUUUCAGUACGAGUCCAACGACGAGAUGCCCAAGAGGAUAAAGAAAGGAGACAACUCGACUCAGAGCAAAGGGAAGAUAUUUGAUAUGGAACUGGGAGAGGAGUUCUACCUUCCUCAGAACAAGAAAGAAAGCCGACAGAUAGCACAGGAGCUCUCAGACCUCAUCAUAUAUUGCCAGGCUGUCAAGUUCCCAGGCCUUUCCACCCUCACUCCGUCGGGCUCUGGCAGGGGAAAAGACAGAAAAAGCAGGAAGUCCAUCUUCGGGAACAACGCUGGUAAGACCAGCCCAGGGGAGGCCAUGACGCUGGUCCGUGCCCAGGGGAAAGGCACCGUGGACAACACCCGGUUCAGCUGGGAGGAGCCUGCAGCCCCCUCGCUAAGCACUAUCAUCCGCACACCACGCUGUUACCACAUCUCCUCAGUAAACGAAAAUGCGGCCAAGCGGUUGUGCCGUCGCUACUCACGGAAGCUGAUGGAACACACAACGCGGCAGCUGCUGCGGACAUACCCGGCUGCUACACGCAUCGACUCAGCCAACCUGAACCCUCUCACAUUCUGGCUACACGGAAUCCAGCUGGUGGCUCUUAACUAUCAGACAGACGACCUGCCCAUGCAGCUGAACGCUGCCAUGUUCGAGGCCAAUGGGGGCUGCGGUUAUGUGCUGAAGCCUCCUAUGCUCUGGGACCGGAAUUGCCCGCUGUACCAGCGCUUCUGCCCCUUGGAAAGGGACAUGGAGGGCAUGAGCCCCACCCUCUUCUCCCUCACAGUGGUCUCAGGCCAGAACGUGUGUCCCGGCAAUGCAGCGGGCAGCCCAUGUGUGGAAGUAGAUGUGCUGGGCAUGCCUGCAGACAGCUGCCACGUUCGUACCAAGCCCAUCCACCGCAACACACUCAACCCCAUGUGGAACGAACAGUUCGUCUUCCUUGUGCACUUUGAGGACAUGGCAUUCCUACGCAUUGCUGUUGUGGAGAAUAACAGUUCUCAGGUCACUGGCCAGAGGAUCUUGCCCAUCAAAGCACUCAAAACAGGAUACAGACACAUACAGCUGAGGAACCAGCACAAUGAGCCACUGGAGAUCUCUAGCCUCUUCAUAUACAGCCGGAGAACGGAGGAGAACCCCACGGGAAACAGCCUGCCUGCAUCCGUGCUGUUCAGCACAGAGGAGCAGCAGGCUGCUGUCCAACACAAGGUGACCGUGCAUGGGGUCCCGGGUCCUGAGCCUUUCACUGUUGUCAACGUGAAUGAGAGGACCACUGUCAGGCAGCUCUUAAGCUCUCUGCUCUUGCCAUCAGAGGCUGCACACACAGACUAUUUUCUGUGUGAGGAGAAGGUGCCCCUGUCGAAGGAGAGGACCGAAGCCCGGAAGCCACCGCAGCAGCGGUGCUUGGCCCCUGAGGAAGAAGUACUCAAGGUGGUCGGCAGCUGGUUCCCAGAGGAGGGCUAUGUGGGCAGGAUCUGCUUGAGGACCAGAGAAGAGAAACUAAACGAGAGGAACUCCUGCUCACAGGAGCGGCCUGAGGAGGCCAGUUUCCCAGCGGAGGACGACACCUUCCUGGUCCAAGUGCAUGAUGUGUCCCCCGAGCAGCCGCAUACUGUGAUUAAGGCACCACGCCACAGCACAGCCCAAGAUAUCAUCCAGCAGACACUGAGUAAGGCCAAGUACUCCUACAGCAUCCUGAGCAACCCAAACCCUUGCGACUAUGUGCUCCUCGAAGAGGUAUCCAAAGACCUUGGCAACAAGAAGGCAUCAGCAGCCCGGCCUCUGCAGAGGGUUCUCCUAGACCAGGAGUGCGUCUACCAGGCCCAGAGCCGUUGGAAGGGCGCUGGCCGCUUUAUCCUGAAGCUCAAGGAGCAGGUUCAGACUGUUCGUGAGGACAAGAAAAAGGGCAUUUCGUUUGCCAGCGAGCUCAAAAAGCUGACGAGUCGCAGCCGCAGCGUGUCCGGGGGCAUCCAGCUGGCCUCUGACGGUGCCCACAGCAAGGACGAAAAGGCUGCAUGCACCGUGCUCUCGGGCGAGGUGUCCGAGUAGCCACCCUCGGCGUACGCAUGGCGUCUCUCCCCCCUCCCCCGCUCAGGUACGCCCCAAUGCCAACGUCGCACCAUCGUCUUGGUGUCGAGCGAGCUCUGCUACCGGUGCAGUUGAUAUGUGAUUUUAAAGAGGCUGAAAGGACUUUGUUCAGUUAAGUGAACAAAGUUAAAUUGCAGGAUCAGGCUGGUGUAAAAGACCAUUAACAGCACAAGUUUAACUUUCUGAGUAAACAUCCUUUGUCGGUAUCACAUUGUAACAUCACAAUUUCUGGCUGUCGUCGUGGUCAUAUCUCAUUUACUUGAUUUUAUUGUUCAUUUUUGCUGCCAGUGUUGGAGCAGUGACAGAUGUCUCCCUCUGUCUGCAGGAAUCUUCUCUGAAAGGUUGAAAGCCUGGGUGGUUGAAGGGAGGUAUGGUGUCAACUCCCAGAAGUCUCUCUGCCCCUCACAGCCAAGGCCUGUU
Messenger RNA from Scleropages formosus (Asian bonytongue), 7715 nucleotides. RefSeq names its product phospholipase C, epsilon 1 (gene plce1). Lineage: Eukaryota; Metazoa; Chordata; Actinopteri; Osteoglossiformes; Osteoglossidae. The record is from RefSeq and is a predicted model, not a curated record. The transcript is spliced from 34 exons. Bases 558 to 7256 code for a protein of 2232 amino acids. Gene Ontology annotation, molecular function: phosphatidylinositol-4,5-bisphosphate phospholipase C activity; guanyl-nucleotide exchange factor activity. Gene Ontology annotation, biological process: phosphatidylinositol metabolic process; Ras protein signal transduction; release of sequestered calcium ion into cytosol.